AGCACAGCCAGUCAUUUCUGUACAUUUAAGCUGCAGGUCCACAGUGUAGGAAUCUGCUUUCUGGCAAAUUAGAUCAUUUAGACAGUGAAGGUGAAACACCUUCCAGGACAGAAAGUUUGACUGAAUUUAUCAGGAAGAAACUUUCUAUCUGCUAUCCAGCAUAUGAAACCAUGAGCUCCUCUGUGCUCAGUGAUUGCAAUGCAGCAUUUAGCUGUAGCACGUGAAGGGGUGAAUUAUCCAAGGAAAGAAAGAUAAAACUAAUUACAAGAAAAACUUUUUUUUUUCUUUAUUCCACAAGAAAUCCUGGCACUCUGACUGUGAGAAACCCUGAAAGGUGAAUGAAUGUGAGUACAAAGUGCCGUGGCCUGUGGUGGGAAUGUGUCACAAACGUUUUUGAUGGGAUCCAAACUUGUGAUGAGUACGACUCCAUCUACGCCGAGCAUUCUGUGAAGCUGGUGCUGACCCGAGCUAUGAUGAUAACAGCAGACCUCCUGUCAGGAUUUGGAUUUCUCUUCCUGGUCCUGGGACUGGACUGUGUGAAAUUCCUUCCCGAUGAGCCGCUCAUCAAGCUGCGCAUCUGCCUGGUGGCUGGGGUUAUGUUGCUCCUUGCAGGUCUCCCUGGCAUCACGGGCUCCGUGUGGUACGCCGUGGAUGUCUACGUGGAGCGCUCCUCUCUGCUCUUCCACAACGUGUUCCUGGGCAUCCAGUACAAGUUUGGUUGGUCCUGCUGGCUUGGCAUGGCGGGGUCACUUGGCUGCUUCUUGUCUGGGUCCCUGCUCACCUGCUGCAUGUAUCUCUUCAGAGAGACCAGUUCUGGAAGAUUCCACUCUGCCUACUCCUUGAGGAAAGGCUAUUCCUCAGCUGCGACCGUUGUAACAAACAUGCAUUUGCCAUCCUCGCAAACAGCCACCUCCAAAAUGUAUGCAGUGGACACAAGGGUGUGAUGAGGAGAUGCAGUUGAAUUUCAAGGAUCUACUGUAUGCUACAAUUAUGAGAGCUUCAAAAUACCUUUCUUUCAAGAAAGUAAACUCUGAGAAGAUCCUGCUUUCUGGAAUCCUCUUGACUUGAGUGCUGAGGCCACUUGUAUAAGCACAGACUGAAAUCACCAACACAAACUCUUUUCAGCAUUUGUCUCAACACUAUUGGUGGAAGUGAGAUAAACCAGCCAUUCCUGAAUCAGAGUGCAGUGUUCUGCAUGAAGCCCCCCACACUGCAAGAUGGAUCUGUUCCAUGUCUGGCAACGUGUCAACAGAGUGUACAAAGGAGAAAAUCCUGGCAAAGGGAGGGACUGACUGCCUGACCAACAUCUGGACCCUGUGCACUCAGUAGGGGGGUCUGCCCCUCUUACAGGCAGCUGGGGAGCUUUUCAAGAGAUAAGAGCUGUGUUAAAUAUCUGACCAUCUCUUUGGUCCAUGAGUCUGCACUGAGAAAUGAUUGUAAAUGCAGGUGCAUUCUUCCCUGAAAAAUACAGUCCUUCUCAGUCAGUGUUAAAAGGUACACUACUAAACUCAGUGAAAUCUGGAAAUUGCCGGCUUCAUUCUGCUUAAUAAAAACAUUGCUUGGACAAAGUGAGUGAAGAUCCAAAAUCUGA
Motacilla alba alba is the source of this 1591-nucleotide messenger RNA. RefSeq names its product claudin 16 (gene CLDN16). Gene Ontology annotation, cellular component: bicellular tight junction; plasma membrane. Gene Ontology annotation, biological process: bicellular tight junction assembly; cell adhesion. The coding region runs from base 339 to 944 and encodes 201 amino acids. Gene Ontology annotation, molecular function: structural molecule activity. The record is from RefSeq and is a predicted model, not a curated record. NCBI's taxonomy places the organism in Eukaryota, Metazoa, Chordata, Aves, Passeriformes, Motacillidae. The transcript has 6 exons.